Dipodomys spectabilis (banner-tailed kangaroo rat) is the source of this 2963-nucleotide messenger RNA. RefSeq names its product glutamate dehydrogenase 1 (gene Glud1). The record is from RefSeq and is a predicted model, not a curated record. Gene Ontology annotation, cellular component: mitochondrion. Gene Ontology annotation, molecular function: L-glutamate dehydrogenase (NAD+) activity. Gene Ontology annotation, biological process: L-glutamate catabolic process. NCBI's taxonomy places the organism in Eukaryota, Metazoa, Chordata, Mammalia, Rodentia, Heteromyidae.
CAGCCCGCGCCCAGCCCUUCCUCCCUGGGUCUCCGGUCUCCGAGCGCCCCUCUCCUAGCGGCCCGCACGCCUCCUGGCCUCCCGUCCGCCGCCGCCAUGUACCGCCGCCUGGGCGAAGCGCUGCUGCUGUCCCGCGCCGGGCCCGCCGCGCUGGGCUCGGCCGCCGCCGACCCGGCCGCGCUGCUGGGCUGGGCCCGCGGGCCGCCCACCGCCGCCCCGCCGGCCGGGCUCGCGCCGCCCGCCCGGCGCCACUACAGCGAGGCGGCUGCCGACCGGGAGGACGACCCCAACUUCUUCAAGAUGGUGGAGGGCUUCUUCGACCGCGGCGCCAGCAUCGUGGAAGACAAGCUGGUGGAGGACCUGCGCACCCGGGACAGCGAGGAGCAGAAGCGGAACCGGGUGCGCGGCAUCCUGCGGAUCAUCAAGCCCUGCAACCAUGUGCUGAGCGUCUCCUUCCCCAUCCGGCGCGACGACGGCUCCUGGGAGGUCAUCGAGGGCUACCGGGCCCAGCACAGCCAGCACCGCACUCCGUGCAAGGGAGGUAUCCGUUACAGCACUGAUGUGAGUGUAGAUGAAGUAAAAGCCCUGGCUUCUCUGAUGACAUAUAAGUGUGCAGUGGUGGAUGUGCCGUUUGGGGGUGCUAAAGCCGGUGUUAAGAUCAAUCCCAAGAACUACACAGAUAAUGAAUUGGAAAAGAUCACAAGGAGGUUCACCAUGGAACUAGCAAAGAAGGGCUUUAUUGGUCCUGGCAUUGAUGUGCCUGCCCCGGACAUGAGCACCGGCGAGCGGGAGAUGUCCUGGAUCGCUGACACCUAUGCCAGCACCAUAGGGCACUAUGAUAUUAAUGCACAUGCCUGCGUUACUGGUAAACCCAUCAGUCAAGGUGGCAUCCAUGGGCGCAUCUCUGCAACUGGCCGUGGUGUGUUCCAUGGGAUUGAAAAUUUCAUCAAUGAAGCUUCUUACAUGAGCAUUUUAGGGAUGACACCAGGAUUUGGGGAUAAGACAUUUGUUGUUCAGGGAUUUGGUAAUGUGGGCCUGCACUCUAUGAGAUAUUUACAUCGUUUUGGUGCUAAAUGUGUUGGUGUUGGUGAAUCUGAUGGGAGUAUAUGGAAUCCAGAUGGUAUUGACCCAAAGGAACUGGAAGAUUUCAAAUUGCAACAUGGAUCGAUUCUGGGCUUCCCCAAGGCAAAGGUCUAUGAGGGAAGUAUCUUGGAAGCUGACUGUGACAUACUGAUCCCUGCUGCCAGCGAGAAGCAGUUAACCAAGUCCAACGCACCCAGAGUCAAAGCCAAGAUCAUUGCUGAAGGUGCCAAUGGACCGACCACUCCAGAAGCUGAUAAGAUUUUCCUGGAGAGGAACAUCAUGGUUAUUCCAGAUCUCUACUUGAAUGCUGGAGGAGUGACAGUGUCUUACUUUGAGUGGCUGAAGAAUCUAAAUCAUGUCAGCUAUGGUCGACUGACCUUCAAAUAUGAAAGAGAUUCUAACUACCACUUGCUCAUGUCUGUUCAAGAGAGCUUAGAAAGAAAAUUCGGAAAGCAUGGUGGAACAAUUCCUGUCGUGCCCACAGCAGAAUUCCAGGACAGAAUAUCGGGUGCAUCAGAGAAAGAUAUCGUGCACUCUGGCUUAGCCUACACCAUGGAGCGGUCUGCCCGGCAAAUUAUGCGCACAGCCAUGAAGUAUAACCUGGGCUUGGACCUGAGAACAGCUGCCUAUGUCAACGCCAUUGAGAAAGUCUUCAAAGUGUACAACGAGGCUGGUGUGACUUUCACAUAGAUGGAUUGUGGCUGCGUUCCUCACCCUCUUCACCCAUAACUUCUGCCGACCUAUCACAAGUUUACAUGUAACCACAGAACUCUCUCUCUCUCUUAUGACUCGUUAGGUAAUGGACACUGUUCUCAACAAGUCAGUCUGAAUCAGCCCCUUAAGAAAGAAACUAAGUUUAGAGGAUCAUGUACAAAUGGAAUGUGAAAGUAUAAAUCACUUAAGCUAGAAAACCAUUUAGAAAUUUUGCCUUUUAAUAAAAAGGUCUCUCCCACCUGGCUUUGCUGCCUCAUUCCAGGCUCUUCUCCACAGUCAGUGCUGCUGCCAGGAAGGGCAUUAAGAGCAGCCACCUACUACUUUAUCUCCAGACAAGCCUGGGCACAUGACUCUGACACAUGGAAGAAGUAGUACAUGGCAUUUUCAGAAAGUGGCAUGGUCCUCAAGUGCGUUACUGGUAUUGCACAUCAGCAAAACCAGAAUGAAAGCUGUUUCUCCUAAUGCAUUUUAUUCUUCCAGAAAAAAAUAAGAACAUGCUGCUGUAAUAUUGCCUUUAAUUACUUAACAAGCCUAACUUGACUCAAGCAGUGAAAGCCUAUAAACAUAAUAAAUGAUGAAAGCUAGUAUUUUUAUAACAUAAAACAGUAUCAUUUGUAGUUUAUCAGUCAUAUAUUACUGUCCAGCAAAAAUAGUCCUACAGAGACCUAUCUGCAAAUGAGGGAGGCUAUUUUAGAGAAUUUGCUAAAUAACUACAAUUACAACACAUAGUCCAAAGAAUACAGUAACUUCCUUAUCAUGUUAGUUGUUCCCUUUUGAAGAGCUUCUGUUGUGUCAUUGAACCAUAAUUGAAGUAGAAUGUUCCAGAAAAGGGGAAAAAAAAACAUUUGAGCUCCCUUUGGAGUCUGAUGGAGUCUGAACCCUUCCAGUGAGUGGCUUGACCGUGUCCUCCUUUUAGAGACUAAUCAUGCUGCACUUGGCUUCAGCAGCAGGCUAGAAACAGCCUGAGGUUGAGUGUUUGGUUUGGGGAUUAGUUGGUCGAGUCCUUUUGAACAGUAGGGGUCCCAAUGAAUUACUAGAUACUAUUUAUGUAAAAAUGAACACUUUUUUUUUAACCAUAUCCUUUCAAAUUUCUAACUACUUUGUAACUGCAUGACUUAACCUGGUGAUAAAGAGCAGUUAUUAAAAGCCUACCUUUUUAAAGCCUA